AUGCCAAGAGUAGCCUCUGCUGCGCCGCGUGCGGCUCAACCUCCGGGCUCAGAUUGGAAGGAUUCGUAUUUUAAUUUAGAUGUGCGCUACCAACAACUCCGGAAGUUAUUAAACGCAAAAGAAGAGGAGCUUAAACUACUCAAAGUAGCUCAGCGCAAGUCCAAGGCAUUACUUACUAGUAACACCAGGAAACAGAUGAAUUCUUCAGGUCCGGAAAAUUCGCGAGCACCCACCACUUCCUCCCCGGAGGAGCCCUCAAAGACAGAGGCUAUUAGAAAUGGAAGAACUGAAACACGUAUAGAGGAGGAAGACGUGCUGGUGCCCUCCGUCAAUUUUCCCAAGCCGAGCAGCACAGCUUUCGUAGCCGAUUUGGAUCCUAUUUUAGGUCCCGCCGCUAAGCUACCUGAUCCUGCGAUGAUUUGGGGUUCCGAGAGCAACGCCAACAACUAUGUCAUUGCGAGUGCUCUUUACCACGCUAACGAGGAGCUUCAGAGUAAGCUCAACGAGUCCUCCACUAUGAUUCAGGUGCUUCAACGUGAACUAUCUAGUUCUCGUUCGCUAUGUACAAACCUGCAAGCCCGAAUCGAGGAUCUUGCACAACAGAUACAUCAACUUAUUCGUGAGCGCGAUUUAGCUACCCAGAAGCUGUCGACAUCACAGCAGAGCGUCACGAACCUUCAACGUACUCUGCAGAAUCAUAUCGGGGAGGAACAGAAGCUUCGGUUUUCUCUUGAGAACCAGAUCGCGGAUCUGCGUAGUCGUGUGAUUGUCGGUGCGGAUACGAAUGAUCACCUCACCAAGGACGUUCGCUCGCUGCUUUCCGACUCGAAGGCGAAGGACCAGCAGGUCAUGGGUCUACAGUCAAAGUUGGCGCUUGCGGAGUCCGCGCUGUCUUCACAGCGCAACACGAAUGAAAACCUUUUGCUAGAAUUGAGGGGUCUUAAUCAGCAGCUCGUUGGGGAGCGCAAGCGGGUCUUAGUUGCUGUCAGAGAGUUGGAGCUGGCGCAACUCAGCAAAGAUCAAAUAGCUAAUCUAGAGACUCAGCUUCGACAGCUGAAAGAGGAGCGUGCCAACAUCGAGCGCGAACAUGCAAAACUCUUAUCUGAGUACGCCAACUCCACUCAGGAAGCCCUCCGCCUUGCGCGCCAGGAGGUGCAGGCGGACCUGGCGGACUCACGUCGCGUCGCCCAGCACUGGGAAUGCCUCUCACAGCUGCUCUACAAGGAUGUUGUGGAGCGCACUCAGAAUCACCAGCGGUGCCGCGCGGAAUGUGAGGAAGCCAAGGCGCAACGCGAUACGCUGAGUGUGAAGUUACGCCAGGCCAACGAGGAGCUCAAGCUAUGCCACGCGAAGCUUGCCGUUGUAUGGCCUAACCAUGGCGCAGACGCGGAUGGCCUGUCGGCGGAGGAAGUCCUCGACACAUUUAAGACGCGUGCACCCUCCGCCAUGGUGCGACCUGGUGGUGAGGCGGGGCUGGCAACGCCAUUUUCUCCAUUUCCCACAGCAGCCGCGCCUCAACCACGUGAUCAAACCACAUCUUGGUUGGAGAAGGAGCUGCCUAUUGAUCGGACGACGACCGCGGACCGCAUUCACGAGCUUCAUGAGGCCAACGCUCUGCUGGUCGCUGAGGUUGAGCAGCUGCGGCUGGCGAACGAAAUGCACUUAGCGCGCAUCGAGGCGAUCACCGGUCGACACGACAAAGAAAAGCAACACAUGGCAGACGCGAAGAAGGAGAUGGAGUCGCGUGAGGCGGCCGGCAGGGCCUUGCUAACGCGGCAGCUCGAUCGGGUGCAGUUUCUUGAAUCCCAGGUCCGCUCGUUGCGUGGUUACCACGUCAGCCCCAGUACGACGAUGGAGAGCAUUCCCGCUUCGGAGACGGUGCUGGAACUGUUCCUAGGCCAGCUGGUGGCAGUGGGGGUGCCGGAGGGGGUCCCUGUACCGGAGGACUUCUCACAGGUUUUUUGUUCGGUUGAUUUUCUUCUGCACGAGACCGUCACUACCCCCACAGUACGUGGCUUUAAUGGGUUCUUCGACACCACGAUAUCUUUCCGCAUUGCAAUGGAUGCUCUCCUGCUGUACUACUUACAGACUCGCCAGCUUCUGGUGCAGCUGCAUCGCAUUCGCAGUGAUGAUGAGGUAUCAUCGAUGUUGAAUGCCCACGGUGCCGAAGAGCAGCGGGAUCGGGGCGGGAAAGGGUAUGAAGUGGAUGACCCCCGUAGUUCGAUUGCGCGUAGCGACCAUGAUGGGUUAAAGAUGGUUGAGCGUCUGUUUGAGACCGUGGCGGAGGGCUGCGUGAGCCUAGUAGAGCUGGUAACGCGAGAGGAAAGUUUGCACGCAGCCAGACCAUCGUUGAAGGGCCACAUCAAGUUGCUCCGUUCCGAUACUAAGCACGUGGCAUCUGUGGAGUUCUUUUUGACAGCGCGCACGCCCUUUUCGGAAAGCUUCAAGGAGCUUGUGACGGGGACACUCCCCACUGCUGGAGAAUCAGCGCACUUGCAAACCCCGGCAGCUUCCAACAGACAACUCAGUUCUCCUGGGGCCACUCCUUCGGGAUCUCUGCCUGCCAUGGGUCACUUUACGCGGCUACACGAUUCAAUCACGGACGACUCCUCCGUUUUAUCUCGGCGUGGAGGUGAGGACAGGCCGAUUCGGCCUUCGCACCACGGAGGGUUGAUGCAACUUAUCCUUGCCAGUACACGGACGAAUGCCACACUGACAGGAUCACUCCUGUCGUCAUACUAUUCGAGUGCCACCGCCGAACGCUCGAGUAUUUCUUCCACGGAUCGCAGUUAUCGCCCACGUGAGCAAUCCGCACACAAUCGAGGGCACGAGGACGAGAUGAUUCGACUGCGUCCUCCUCGAUCCUCCUCCGUUGCGGGGGUGAAAUCGAAUUUUUCCUUACCUCGGGCAGGCAGCGUGGUUCCGGGUGCGGAGUAUUCCGGUGAGGUCGGUGGCUUUGCGCACAUUUCCCGAAGCUUCCUGACUUCCUCGCCCUCGAUGGAUCGUCAGGCCCCGGCCCCAGAGCAUCAGAUCCACGCCAUCGCCGUCGACGUCGUUCGGGUUGAGUUGCCGACGGAUUUGUCCCCCCCUCUCCCGCGGCUGUCGUGCCUUUACACGGUCCCUGGGCUCACGCGCGAGGUUCGUCUUCGCGCGCCCGCUCGCGCGCAGUACACCAUUGAGUACCCCCACCCGGCCGGACGCCCGUUCGGGGAGGUCUUCGCGAUCGACUCCCUCGCCCAGCUCGCCCGCCUGGCGCGGGAGCCGCUGACGUUUUUCUUCGCAGAUGAGGACGCCGGAGUAAACGGAGGCAAAGGGAGAGGUGGGGAAGAGGAGGGAGGAGGGGGGGUCUGGGCGAUGGCGCUCUGCGAGUGCGCAGGGGCGAUGGGAGAUCCCGGGCGGCCGUGGGAGGUUGCGUUGCCGCUGUGGCGAACCGCCGGUGGGGGGGUGCGGACGGCCCUCCGGGAGGGCGUCGUGCGGGUGCGGAUCACCGCCUUCACGGAGGGGGGGACGGCGGGGCUGCCCCCCCCUCCCGAGAGCCCUCUUAAGAGGGAGGAGGGGAGGUCGGAUCCACCACAGCCUCCGGGAUCGCCCCCCGCCACGGCGUUGACUGCUCGUGAUGGGGAUGGGAGCGAAGGGCGUGUGGAGGCAGGAGCAGGGGGCCGAACCCCUUCCCCGGGUCUUCAACCCCCCCCGACCCUCACAGACCUGCGAGGCGCAUGGAAUCUUCAAUCGGAACGCCAACAGGUUUCUGCAUUCCCCGGUCCUGCCUCUUCUGGUGUUCUCCGAAGGGGUGCUCGAGGAGAUGCGGGCGUGGGUGGCUCGCCUUCGCUUGAAGAGGAAUUAAUGAGGCUGGAGUAUGAGAAGCACAUUAAUAAGGGCUAG
Phytomonas sp. EM1 is the source of this 3882-nucleotide messenger RNA. The record is from the annotation of a GenBank genome assembly. NCBI's taxonomy places the organism in Eukaryota, Euglenozoa, Kinetoplastea, Trypanosomatida, Trypanosomatidae.